CCGACUCUUUGCGACAAUGAAAAGGCGUCCCUGGCAACCCUGCAAACCGAGUCGCACAGGGGACCCGGCUUAUAGACGACCUAGCCUGGCACACUUAGGUCGUACCUAAACAAUAUUUUGUUUGAUUUGUCCCUUUACGGCGAAUCUACCCACUAUCAUAUGUGUAGAGGGCAAUAAGAAGCCAUAGAAUUUCACUCGGGCCUACAACUGAGUUCAAUGAAUUGUUUUGUAUAAGGAACAAGUGUGUGUUGGUAAAUUCCAGUUUGAUUCAACCCCAGUUUCAUGGUCUUGGCGAGCAACCCUUGCGGAAAAUCGAGGUGAUUGCUGGAAGCAACAAAAAAGCUGUCUUAUCAAGAUGAUGCGAUUAAAAAGGGACGACAGCUCAGACAGCCUGCUGAACAAUGGCCCCCGGUCCGAGUACGUGAAAAGAUACCCAGAACAUCCAGUAAACCGGACCAAAAGUUAUAAACCACCCGCAGAGAUAGUCAAAGGAGAGGGUCAAAUCGAUUCUCUGACCAUCCAAAGGAGGGACUUUCCUGAGCACCCGCUUCAGAAACGCCAGCCGUACAAACGAGACAGCGACAGGCCGGACCUCGGUGCCUUUGAGGGACAUCCUUCUUACAGAGAGGACUACCCUGAGUGGCAGCUUCCAGAAAAACGACCCAGAGAAAAGGCCAACUGGCAACGACCCGAACAGCCGUUUGAGGGAAAAUCUACCAACAUGAACGACUUUCCUGAGCAUCAGAUCUCCCCGAGAGUCAACUACAGACCAGAUAACAAACCCCUCCAAUCGGAAAAACCAUUUGAAGACAGGACUGGUUACAAGGACACUUUCAAAGAGCAUCCUCUGCCGCCAAAGCAGCCCCGUCAAAAAGUGGAGUGGACUAAACCUGUGGACCCUUUUGAUGCCACAACCACACAGCAGAAGGAUUUCCAGGGUCUAUACCAGCCCAAGCAGAAGAGUCUGAGGCCGGACCAGGCACCAGUGACCUCUGACGCUCCGAUAGAGAAGGACACGACGACGUCCGUCUCUUACCCGCCUCACGCCUUACCUACCCGAUUUAGGCACGAGCCGGAGCAGUACAGGCGACCGGACGGCGACAUGGACCUGAACACGACCGCAGGCAUGUACUACAAAGAGCACGCCGUAGAGCGGCAGGCUAUCCAAAAGCCGGGUUCCUCCCACCUGCUGAGGGGCAGGGGCCAGAUGGAGAAAGACACCAACUAUGCCACGGACUACCCGGAGCACCCAAUGGGACGUCGAGAGCUGAUGAAACCCAAGAAUAAUUAUGUACCUCCGUCAGAACCCAUCUCCUCGGUCACUGUGAACCAAGCUGAUUACCAUCCUCAUAAGCUCGGACCAAGGAGAAAUUUUAAGCCCAAUGACGCUCCGAUGCAGUCAGACAAGCCAUUUGAUGACCGCACUGGGUACAGGGACACGUUUAAAGAACACAAAAUCAGCCCUAGACAACAGAGGGAGAAGGAGGUUUACACCGGGCCGACAGCACCACUAGACGCUAGGACCACAGUGGGCGAGUCUUACUUGGGACCCUAUCAGCCUAAAAGAGAUAGCUUCAGGCCAGAUCGCAACCCGGUGCAGUCGGACCAACCUUUCGACGAUAGCACCACGAUGAACCAUGACUUUAAAGCUUAUGAGGUGCAGAAACGUCAAGGACGGAAGCAGGCGGAAUACCAACGACCGUUGGGAGAUAUGGAUCUCAACACCACUCACAACACGAACUUCAAAGAGUUGCCAUUGCAUAAACAGGCCAUCCAAAAACCUGGCUCCUCACAUCUUCUUCGAGGCUCAGGUUUGAUGAGCAAUUCCACCAACUAUCAAGGGGACUUUGUGGAGAAGCCUAUUGAAAAGAGAAAGCUGUUGAAACCCGAUGCGGAUUACCACCCUCCAACAGACCCUAUGGAUAGUCGCACGACUCAUCAAGAAGCCUACAUAGAAAAGUACGGAGGUAAGAGAGAAACUUUCCGUCCUAAGAACGACCCGCUCCGGUCUGAUGUACCGUUUGAAGACAGGACAGAGAACCGCGACACGUUUGUCCCCCAUGAAGUCAAUCCACGGAAACUGAGGGAAAAAGAAGCCUACCUACCGCCCACGGCUAAACUGGAGGACAGAACCACGGUGCGGGACUCCUACCAGGGAUCUUACCAGCCGAAACGAGAGAGUUUCAGACCAGACCGAAAUCCUGUUUUGUCCGAUGCCCCUUUUGAUGACACGACAACAACUGGAACUUCCUUCAAGGAAGUGCAAAUCCCGGACAGGUUUGUGAGAAAACAUGAGGUGUAUCAGAAACCCGAUGGCUACAUGGACAUGACCACCACAAACUUUGCCAACUACAAGGAACACCGUGCAGAGAAACAGCCAAUCGUCAAGCCUGGCUCCUCCCAUCUGCUCCGUGGCUCAGGCGAGAUGAGCAAGGACACCAACUACAGCAACCACUUCCAGCAGCCCCCGCCCGUCAAACGAGAGCUGGUGCGGCGCCGUGACGAGUACAAACCCCCGAGCAUGCCGCUCGAGUCCACCACCACCACACACGGCGCCUACAAGGAGCACGGACUUACUCCCAGGAAAAACUUCAAGCCUAAAGGAGACUACCUCAAGUCCGACGCUCCCUUCGAUGACAGCACCGACUACAGAGAUAGGUUCACCCAGCACCAGCUGCCUCCCCGCCAUGUGAUGCAGAGAGAGGAACACAAGCCUCCCUCCGCGCCCUUCGACUCCCGCACCACCGCCCACGACAGCUACCUGGGCGCCUACCAGGCCAAACGAGAAUCCUUCCGUCCCGACCGGGAGGUGGUUCAAUCAAAUGUACCCUUCCAGAGUGACACUACUUUCGGUGCGUCCUUCAAACCUUAUGAAACCCAGCAAAGACAUCGACACAAGCCUGCAGAAUACGUCAAACCAGAAGGAAAUAUGGACCUCACCACUAUCAACAGAGAAACUUACAAAGAAGUGCGUGGUGAGCGUCCUGCUAUGAGGAAGCUGGGGGAUUCCAGUCUCUUGUCCCAUGCAGGCAAAUUUGAGGAUCGGACAAGCUAUGGGUCGGAAUUUGUUCCAAAGAGUAACGAGAACAGAAAGCUGCUGAAGCCGGACAACCAGUACAUCCCGUCUUCUGUGCCCUUCGACGACCACACAACAUACCGGACCUCACACGUGGGCUACGUGGCUCCCAAGGAGCGCAGCAGACGCCCAGAUGCCCUGUCUGAUGUGCUUGGGCAGCGAGACGGAGCGAAUCCGUUCCAUAUCAAACAAAAAGACUGGAGGUCAUUGCUGAAUAUGCCAAAAACUGAGACAGCGUCUGCUUAAUUACUGAUAUAACAUUGAUCUAGUCUGUCAAUUCAUUCUUUUUCAUAUGUUCAGCAAGAAGGUAGCCAAUCAGUAUUGUGAAUACUUCCUCGAGUUAUGUAAUCUCACUUGUGAUUGGGCUCAUUUUUACACAAUGUUUGAUAAUUGGAGCAUUGGCAUGACCAUGUGAUGAUGUCGAGAGAUCCAACAUAAAAAUAGAACCUAAUUACACCUCAUCAGUUUCAUUCGCUGUAAUUGGGCACAGGUCUGAGACUUGAGCACACUGAAAGUAUAAACCUUUGAUGAAUAUCUCGUACAAAUUUAAAGAUACGCACUGUCGAUUUAGAACUACAAAACAGAUCAGUUUUUAUAAUGAUGAGCCUGUAUAUUAUGGUACUCAUCUCCUCAUCUGUUGCCAUUCACAAUCGGGAACACAGUCUAAUGUAUCAUAUAAUUUCAAAUUUCCCUUCUAAAGAUGAGACACAAUGUUCAGUAAGAAGUAAACCCGUAUGGUAUUUUCCAUGUUUGUUUGAGAAAACAUUUAAAUUCCGUGGCUGGAAAGCAAUUUUCUAUUUUUACUUUUUUUCUGCUUUCCCCUGUUUCACGUAUAUCAUGUCAUUUAUACCCUAUUGUAUUUGAAUAUAUAAUAAAUAAUAUAUCUCCUAUCCGAUACAGAGCGGUGCUAAUAGUAUCGAAACUAAU
Molecule: messenger RNA, 4003 nt
Organism: Aplysia californica (California sea hare)
Lineage: Eukaryota; Metazoa; Mollusca; Gastropoda; Aplysiida; Aplysiidae
Exons: 11
Coding region: 356-3322 (988 amino acids)
Biological process (GO): microtubule anchoring
Cellular component (GO): cytoskeleton
Molecular function (GO): microtubule binding
Source: RefSeq, a predicted model, not a curated record